CAUAUAACCACAUUACAACACCGCCUCACCACAGCAUCAUUCGUGUCUUCAAGCAUCACCCAACGAACGUUCGCUGCACUCAGCUGGAGCAAGAGAAUCAAAGUCUUCGACAAAGCUUGGUCAUAGUUGAGAGGAAAGUGGCAGAAACUGGAAAUGCGUUGUCGAAGACGCAAGAAAAUUUUCUCACCCUGGAGCAGAUUGCAACCAGGCGAAAGGAGUGGCUGGAAAGCAAGUUUGGCACUGACCAACUUCAGGCUUCACAGACUGGUAAUAGUGAAGGCAGAAAGUGGACCUUGGAUUCCGUUCACAAGGGAAUUGAAAUGAGGCUAUCAGGUGGAACUUCAGGUCGGAAAACUGCUAACGAUAUUUUGAUUCCCUUGCCUGGAGUACGAACUAUCCAGCGCAGGACCCAGAGUAUAGUAAAACUCCCCUCUAAGCUGAUUCCCUCCUAGCUUUUUUUAUUUUCCUCGCUGUGUAGUGCGAGCUCGCCGAGUGACAGCGGGUGAUGAGGGAGGCCAUAAACGGGCCAGGUCGGGCCGGGUCGGGCACGCGAACCCGACUUGUCGAGGCCCGAAUCCUCUAGAACACACGAUGCAUUGCAAUGCCCGCAAUGCAACACAAUUUUUCGGAAUAUUUUCUUAUUUUGAGCUGUUUUGCAUUACUCCGUAUAAAGAUGGCAAAGGCUCUGUCAACUUUCGGAGGGUUGCCUCGACAAGUGGUUGCAAGACCUGCGAAACGAAGGAAAUACAGUUGUUUGUCCAGAAGGGAUGGUGGAGGUGGAUUUUGGGGAGGGAUAUCGUGAGGGGGAGGAGGAGGAAGAUCACGUUGGGCGCUGCUUUAAUGGAAUACUGGACUGGUCAAGAGACAAGCCCGACUUUGUUCAAAAAAUGGCAGAGAGUCUCUGUGAUUAUUAUAAUAAUAAUUAGAGCUGUUUCUUCUUCUUUUGACAAUAAAACCAACAAAUUUUACUAUGCUUGUGGCAGAGUGUUGCGCCCGCUUUUGUCAGGGUCCCAAGGACAGCGAAGAGGAUCUCGCGGACCAGGCCAAGUCGUGGGGCCUGUUCCAGGAGAUCGUGAGGCUCUGCGAUAGCGUGGCGAGGAAGGCCGACUCCUUGGUCCACAACGUGACGACGAACGGCCUCGCGUCGUGGCGUCAUGGCGUUGGUCGCCACGCUCAUCGCGGCGAAGCGGAUUGCCUUCCACAAGGGGCAGCGCUAUGAUUUGCGUAUCACGGCGGCAUCCUUGUCGCACUCCAGGGGGCCAGGCUGGAUGGUUUCGCCUCUGCGCGCCCACUAGAAGAGGACGCCAACCCGCGUCAAAAUGCUUGGCGAAUGGUGGCAGAGGCACGCGGCGCGCAAGCGGCUCCGUUACGCCGAAAAGCAGGCCAACGGUGAGCCCACCAAGAAUAAGCGCCGCGGGGCCAAGCCGGACCCCUUCUACGCGGGCAAGGACGCUGACAAGACCGCCGAGGAAGUCCUUGCCGCGGACCCUGACAUAUCCGGCAAGGCGUUUGAUGAUGCGAUGGCGGCGGAAUGGCAAAAGACUGUGGAAAUCUCCGACACCGCGGAAAAGCGCGCCGCGAAGGAAGAGACCCGCGGCCAGUCCGACAGCGGGGAGUGGCACCGCUUGCGGCGUCUGGUCAUUCCCUCUACGCGCUUUUACAAUGUGGCGACGCGGAAGGACACCAUGCCGUGCCACGCCCUGGUUCUCGCCUUUGUCUACGCUGCCAACACGAACCUGGGAGAAAUGGACGGCCCGGUGAAGUAUGGCAAUGACAACGAGGCCGUCGCCGUCCAGAAGUACGUGGACGAGGUGGAGUCCAAGCUGCCCGCCGACGAGCAGAGGCAGUGAGUACGGUCUCAUCUUCAACGUGAAAUGGCCGUUCUUGUGCACCUCGCCCGAACGCCUGCUGGGGACCGACGGCCUCCUGGAGGUGAAAUGCAUCCACCCGAACACCAUCGCCCCCUUCAAGAAAUUCCGGCUUUUCCUCCUGGAGAAGGCUUGUCUGCGAGAGGAGGCCGCUGAAAAGAGGAAGGAGACUGCGCUCAGGCAAAGGCUGGCCAAGGCAUCGGGGGUGACGGUCUCGGACAUCGGGGCAGAGGCCAGCGAGAAGGGUAAGAAAAUUGCCGAUAUUUGUUUGGAGCUGACGAAGGAAGGCGUCAUGCAACUCAAAACCAGCCACAAGUAUUACUACCAGAUCCAGGGGCAACUGGCGCUCACAGAGCACGAUUUUUGUAACCUUAUUGUAUAUACUAAUGAUGAUUUAUUUGUACAAAGAAUUACUUUAGACGCCAACAAGUGGAAAAAAGAUGUAGGCACAAUGGAGAGAUUUUUCCGCGACUGCGUGCUGGUGGAAAGAUGUUUACACAGGAAAAGCAAGGGGCUCACCUGCAAGGACCCCGACUGGAUCGUUGGGAGCCCGCCCGUUCAAUUUCUACAUAUGUUAAAUAAAAAAAUAGAUAAAUUGUUUAAUUUGAGAGCUAAAUUUCAACAUCAGUGAAAAAUGUAAAUUUGCUCAUUUAUUUGUGUCAUUUACUUGCAUUAUUUGCAUCACCUCCAUUUCUGUGUAUUUGUAUGUCUGUUAAUUUGUAUAUUCGUUUCUUUUUGU
Molecule: messenger RNA, 2607 nt
Organism: Thrips palmi
Lineage: Eukaryota; Metazoa; Arthropoda; Insecta; Thysanoptera; Thripidae
Exons: 2
Coding region: 1320-1850 (176 amino acids)
Source: RefSeq, a predicted model, not a curated record